Molecule: messenger RNA, 285 nt
Organism: Chaetomium globosum CBS 148.51
Lineage: Eukaryota; Fungi; Ascomycota; Sordariomycetes; Sordariales; Chaetomiaceae
Exons: 2
Coding region: 1-285 (94 amino acids)
Biological process (GO): metabolite repair
Molecular function (GO): ATP-dependent NAD(P)H-hydrate dehydratase activity
Source: RefSeq, a predicted model, not a curated record
AUGUCGCCUGCUACCAAGGACAUCAUUGCCCGUGUGCGGCAAAUGAUCCCGCCUAUGCUGGAGAAGUUUCACAAGGGACAGCUGGGGCGAGUUGGCGUCAUCGGCGGCAGUGAGGACUACACGGGCGCGCCAUACUUUUCGGCCAUGGCAAGUGCCCGUCUGGGGUGUGAUAUGGUAGGGCGUUAUUCCUGUACCCCUAUCUCAUCGCCACUUGUUGUUCUGAGGCAUACCGAGAGUAUGCCACGGAGAAAGCGAUGCGAUGCCGUCCCAGGAGCAACCCGCUGA